UUCUCUGUCAUAACUGGCUCUGAUGUGGACUUUUAAAUAUGUUUCGAUGCUUAAUAACUUGACUAUGUUAUAAAAGCUGGUCUGGAGGCGACUACUAGAUAGUAGCUAGUAACGACUAGUAGCCUUACGUAAUUGACGUAAUUUAUCAGAGGAGCUCCAUGACGACUGCCAACGUAAAGUGCGGAGGAAAAGCUCUCCAAAUGGUGUCCCUGGUUUGCACCUUACAAGACCACCGAGAUGACGUCAACUGGUGCACCUUCUCAGCACAACUGCUGGCCACGUGUUCGGGAGACAAGACGGUGCGCGUGUACAACACCAAGGACUUCUCUGAGCUGGCCUUCUCGCCGCUGGAAGGUCACGGCUACGGCGUCCACUGCUGCUGCUUCAGUCCCUGCGGUCAGUUCCUGGCCUCCUGUUCCACCGACGCCACCACGCUGGUCUGGUCCAUGUCCUCGGGGGAGAUAGAAGCCGUCCUGGAGCAUCCCGGUCGCAGUCCCGUCAGGAUCUGCGCCUUCUCUCCUGACUCCGCCCACUUGGUUUCUGGCGCCUCGGAUGGUUCUUUGGCUCUGUGGGAUUUCCCCUCCAAGCAGCUUCGUGGGAGCGGCUGCGUGAGCGACACGACAAUUGUGGCGUGCUCCUUCAGCCCGUGCAGCCAGAUGUUUGUCAGCGGCUCCACCUACGGAGACCUGCGCCUGUGGGACCUGCACAUGCACCAGUGCCAUGCGGAGAAGAACGCCCACGACCUGGGAGUCACCUGCUGCGCCUUCGCUCCCGCCAUUCUCAGCGACAGUCAGGUGGUGCAGUUCCGCCUGGUGUCGUGUGGACAAGACAACCAUGUGAAGGUGUGGACAGUGACCAAGAUGACUUCCGGAGCGUUCAGGAUGCAGUUGUUGCACACGCUAGCAGAGCAUUCAGCUCCCGUCCUCACAUGUGCCUUCUCCUCAGACGGACGCAGGCUGCUUUCUGGCUCUGUGGACAAAACCGUGACAAUAUAUGACGCAGUGAGUUCCUUUGUCUACAAAGUAACCCUCUCACCUUUUAUUCAGUUUUUCAUCACAUUUUUUUGUACUCUGCAGGAAAAUGCUGCGUUACUUUACACACUGAGUCAACAUGAAAGGUAUGUGACGGCGUGUUGCUUCUCUCCGACCUCACCACUCAUCGCCACAGGAUCCAUGGACAAGACGGUCAACAUCUGGAGGCUGGAAGAUGGCUGCACUGGCCCCGCUGGGAAGUCGCUGCCUGAACAACCUUCUGGGACAUCAUCUGAAGCGUCCACGUCGACAGGCCGCUCCAAGGUGUUGCUCUGCGAUUGGUCGGAGGAGGACGUGUGUGCGUGGCUGCUGGAGGAGGGACUGGAAGGACUGGUGGACACCUUCAGGACCAACAACAUCGACGGGACGGAGCUGCUGGCUCUCACCAAGGAAACACUAACCACAGACCUGCACGUAGAAUCAUUGGGACUGCGCUGCAAAGUCCUGAGAAAGGUGGAGGAGCUGAAGAAGGAGUGGACGUGUUGUGGUGUUCCUGACGAGUUCCUGUGUCCCAUCACCAGAGAGCUGAUGAGAGAACCUGUCCUCGCCGCCGAUGGAUAUUCGUAUGAGAAGGAGUCGAUCAGCAUGUGGCUCCACAGCAAGCAGCGUUCCAGUCCAAUGACCAACCUGCCCUUGCUGACCACCCUGCUGACGCCCAACCACACCCUGAAGAUGGCCAUCGCUCGCUGGAGGACCAGCAGCCACUAGCAGCCUCCGUCACCAUGGCGACAGGAGCCCUCAUCAUUUCAGGUAGACCAGCCCAUCACAUUUCUACAUCCCACAAAGACUCUUAGUAGGAAUAUUAUUAUUCUACCUUCUGACAUUCUCUGCUCA
This is a messenger RNA of Nerophis lumbriciformis (worm pipefish), 1865 nucleotides long. RefSeq names its product WD repeat, sterile alpha motif and U-box domain containing 1 (gene wdsub1). The record is from RefSeq and is a predicted model, not a curated record. Gene Ontology annotation, molecular function: protein binding; ubiquitin-protein transferase activity. NCBI's taxonomy places the organism in Eukaryota, Metazoa, Chordata, Actinopteri, Syngnathiformes, Syngnathidae. Gene Ontology annotation, biological process: protein ubiquitination.